GGAGGGGCAUGGCGGAGGUGGUGGAGUUCCGGGUGCCCACGGGGAGUGCCCAGACGCUGCUGGUCUGGGGGCUGGAGCCGCGGCCGGGCCUGGAGCAUUCCCUGUUUUUAGCCUUUUCCAAAUUUGGGCCGCUCUACUCGGUGCGAGCGCACAGAAAUGCUGCCGUGGCAGGACCUGGGUGUUACGCCGUCAUCAAGUUUUAUUCAGCCGGAGAUGCUGGCAGAGCCCAGCGUACGUGCAAUGGGCAAAGGCUGUUUCAGAAAUCUCCCUUGAAGGUUUGUGUUUGCACCAAGCAGAAAGGGUUUCAGCAACAAGUCCUUGCUCUCAACAGCAACAAGUGCCAGGAGUUGGCAAACCACUACCUUGGCUUCAACGGCUGGUCCAGUCGUAUCAUCACGCUGCAGAAUGUAUCUGGCUUUGAUGGUGAGAACGAAGAACUGGGAAAGACGUUACAGAAGCGAUCCGUGAAAUAUCUGUGUGCUGUAGAGGUGACACUGCCCAACCAUGGGGUGCACACCAGGGGAGUUGCCCUCAGCGAGACAGAUGUAGAAAACAGUGAAGAUCCUCUGGAGUUCGUCACAGCCUCAAGAAGAGUUCAGAAACUCGCAGUCGGGAAGGCUUUGUCUAGCGCCUUUCAGAAGAUACUCCUUGUAGUCUUAGAGAAUGGGAAAGUGGCCGUGGAGUACAAUUCCACCCAAGAGGAGCUCGCAGACACCUUAACAGAGGAAGAACUGAAGGGGCUUGUUCAGGUCAGUGAAUUGUCCUCGGAACAGUUUGACCUCGAAGAAGAAGUUUUGUCUGAUCUCAGUUUUGAUGACGAGCUCCCUAGCUGGGACAUGCCAUCUAAUUAGUGCAGCUCUGUCUUCACAUUGUUUCCAGAAGUUCUGCAGUGUUUGAUUAAGAAUGAAAGCCUAACGCUGUGAAAUGACAUGUGCGUCAUAUGCAAUGUUUUCUUUUUCUCUGAAUACGUAACAGCAAAAGAAAUGGGCAAUAAACCUAGUGUUACUAAAAUUAAGCCCAAAAAUAUAUGCUGUUUUUGGAGAGGAAGUGUUUUCCUAUCAACUUAUCCAGGUCAGCUAUAUAUGGAAGCCAGUGUAACUGCAUGAUUAUUAUUUAGACAGCAGAACAGAUGUGCAGAGCACUUACAGAAAAAUAAAAGGAAUGAGCCCUCCAUGCAAGAGCCUGCGGUGCAGGUUCGCUCUGCUCUGCAGGAAAAGCCGGGGACGGCAGAAGGAGACGCUUUACCAGCAGGAGUAGCUGUGGUACAGGCACAGGAAAAAGUAUUUCUCUAAAUGAAAUUUCUUUAAAAGAAAUAAACCUGUCCUAUGAUAAUGUCUUGUGCCGCAUGUGUUGAGCCCUAACUACAAGUAGUUGGGAUGUUAUCACGCUGUAAAGGAAAGAUUCUUUCUAAUUUUGAACAGGAUUUUCAUUAAAUUAAGUAAAAUUUGGUAAACCUGUGUGAUGAAUGAAUCUCAGGAAGGGGCAUCAAGGUCCCCCGAUCACAAGGUUGUGUGGUGGGAGGGGGAUGCUUAUUUGAUAACAGACCCCCGCUCAGAUUUUUUGGCUUUGUCUUUGAAAAAAAGAUGAUUGGAAAACGAGAGAGCUUAGGGAAGAGCCACAGGAAUGAUUUGAGAUCCCUCUUGAAAUGAGAGGCCUGUUUAAUUUAACAAAAAAUUGAGGAAAAGGGUGAUUUGCUCCAGCAAAAGACACCUGACACCGAGUGAGCUUUUUAACCGGGAAGGUGAAACAAGAUCCGGUGGCUGGA
This is a messenger RNA of Grus americana (Whooping crane), 1765 nucleotides long. It is a transcript of the gene RDM1, whose product is annotated as RAD52 motif containing 1. Gene Ontology annotation, molecular function: RNA binding. Gene Ontology annotation, cellular component: nucleolus. Lineage: Eukaryota; Metazoa; Chordata; Aves; Gruiformes; Gruidae. The transcript is spliced from 7 exons. The record is from RefSeq and is a predicted model, not a curated record. The coding region runs from base 9 to 851 and encodes 280 amino acids.